Molecule: messenger RNA, 1725 nt
Organism: Nerophis lumbriciformis (worm pipefish)
Lineage: Eukaryota; Metazoa; Chordata; Actinopteri; Syngnathiformes; Syngnathidae
Source: RefSeq, a predicted model, not a curated record
AUGGGAGACGUUGUUUGCGAGGAGCUGGAAGAUUUGGUUCAUUUUUCGGUGCACGACCUUCCCGCCAGAGGCUAUGUCGUCAUGGAAGAAAUACGACGGCAGGGGAAACUCUGUGACGUCACGCUCAAGGCGGGCGAGCACAAAUUCAGCGCCCACCGCAUCGUGCUGGCCGCUUCCAUCCCAUACUUUCAUGCCAUGUUCACCAACGACAUGGUGGAGUGCAAGCAGGACGAGAUCCUCAUGCAAGGGAUGGACCCCAGUGCUCUGGAGGCUCUGAUCAACUUUGCGUACAGCGGCCACGUCGCCAUCGACCAGCAAAACGUUCAGUCUCUUCUGAUGGGUUCCAGCUUCUUGCAGCUGCAGAAUGUCAAAGACGCUUGCUGCUCCUUCCUGCAGGACAGGUUGCAUCCAAAAAACUGUUUGGGAGUGCGUCAGUUUGCCGAGACCAUGAUGUGCACGUCGCUCUACGACUCUGCCAACGACUUCCUGCGCCGGCACUUUGUAGACGUGUCCUCGUCGGAGGAGUUCCUCACCCUGAGGACAGACGAGCUGCUCGAGCUUGUCGCCUGCGAUGAACUCAAUGUCAAAACGGAGGAACAGGUUUUCGAAGCGGCUCUGUCUUGGGUCCACCACGAUCGUGCCCGACGUCAAUCUCUGCUGCCGGAGCUGCUGUCAAAGAUUCGACUGCCUCUUUGUCGUCCUCAAUUCCUGACGGAGAGAGUCCAGCAGGAAGAACUUGUGCGCUGCUGCCAUAAAUGCAGAGACCUCCUGGACGAGGCCAAAGACUUCCACUUGAUGUCGGAGCGUCGUCCCCACCUUCCUGCCUUUAAGACGCGUCAGAGGUGCUGCACGUCCAUUAUGGCGCUCAUCUACGCCGUGGGAGGACUCAACAGCUCAGGCGACUCGUUGAACGUAGUGGAGGUGUUCGACCCGGCGGGGAACUUCUGGGAACGCUGCCAACCAAUGAGGACGGCCCGCAGCAGGGUUGGCGUGGCCGUCCUCAACGGACUCCUCUACGCCAUCGGCGGUUACGACGGCCAAUCGCGACUCAGCACCGUGGAGGUCUACAACCCCGAAACAGACAGUUGGACCAGAGUGUCCAGUAUGAACAGCCGACGCAGCGCCAUGGGAACAGUGGUCGUUGACGGUCACAUUUACGUGUGCGGAGGCUAUGACGGAAAAUCCUCCCUCAACUCUGUGGAAUGCUACACACCUCACACCGACAGGUGGAUGGCGGUGACAGAAAUGAGCGCCAGUCGCAGUGCCGCCGGCGUCACCGUCUUUGACGGACGCAUAUUUGUCUCCGGAGGACAUGACGGAUUACAGAUAUUCAACACAGUGGAGUAUUACAACCAUCAUACCAAGCGCUGGCACACGUCCUCGCCCAUGUCUAACAAGCGUUGUCGUCACGGAGCGGCUUCCCUGGGCAGCCAGCUGUAUGCCGUUGGUGGCUACGACGGUUCCGGCUUCCUUAGCGGCGCCGAAGUCUACAGCUCAGCGUCGGGCCAGUGGACCCACUUAGCGCCCAUGAACACGCGACGCAGCAGAGUGUCUUUAGUGGCCGCCUCGGGGCGCCUCUACGCCGUGGGCGGCUACGACGGCCAGACCAACCUGGGAUCGGUGGAGAUGUUUAACCCCGACACAGCCCGCUGGACCUUCAUGGCACCCAUGGCCUGCCAUCAGGGUGGCGUGGGCGUGGGCUGCGUGCCCCUGCAGCCCGCUUAA